AUGAACAAGGACUCCCAGAUGAGGGCCGCCAUCAACCAAAAGCUGAUCGAAAUGGGGGAGAGGGAGAAGUUGAAAGAAUUGCUCAAGACAAAGCUGGUGGAGUGCGGGUGGAAAGAUCAGCUAAAGGCACUCUGCAAAGACGUGAUUCGAGAAAAGGGCUUGGACCACGUCACAGUGGAGGAUUUAGUCACCGAAAUAACACCAAAAGGGAGAGCACUGGUUCCUGACAGCGUGAAAAAAGAACUCCUGCAAAGAAUUCGAGCGUUUAUAACUCAGCAUGCAACCUUGUGA
Nerophis lumbriciformis (worm pipefish) is the source of this 291-nucleotide messenger RNA. The record is from RefSeq and is a predicted model, not a curated record. NCBI's taxonomy places the organism in Eukaryota, Metazoa, Chordata, Actinopteri, Syngnathiformes, Syngnathidae.